Dunckerocampus dactyliophorus (ringed pipefish) is the source of this 3899-nucleotide messenger RNA. RefSeq lists its product as uncharacterized. Gene Ontology annotation, biological process: regulation of cell differentiation. NCBI's taxonomy places the organism in Eukaryota, Metazoa, Chordata, Actinopteri, Syngnathiformes, Syngnathidae. The record is from RefSeq and is a predicted model, not a curated record. The coding region runs from base 149 to 1018 and encodes 289 amino acids. Gene Ontology annotation, cellular component: membrane. The transcript has 5 exons.
AGUCCCUCUCGGAGCAUCAGGAGUUAAAGGCCUAAAUAGUGAGGAUUACUCUCUCUCUCCCCACUCUGUUUUGUUUUUUUUAUCCUAUUUUUCAGCAUCAGAUGUUCUGGCCUUCAUUUGAGCGUGUGUACUUUGGACCACCGCAGCCAUGAACACAGCCGGCGGCGUUCAUCGAGGCUACCUCAGGAAAUACGGGGGCUUCGUGUUCAAGCAGUGGAAGGACAAGUACGUGGUGCUCAGCAUGGAGGGAAGCCUGCUGGUGUGCCGCGAUGCCGAGUCGCCGCCCGACCAGGUGGUGGAGCUGCUGAGCCACUGCGAGUUGAUCGUGGAGGGCCGAGAGAUCCUGGACCUGCCCCGGCUGCCAGCGGGAGGCCGCAGGGACUGCUGCUUCGCCCUCGUCCUGCAGCAGAGCAAGUUCCUGCUGCUGCUCGCCGACAACCCCGACGACUGCACUCUGUGGCUGAAGUUGAUCAGAAAAGUACGAGAGGGCGUCAUGUCGCCUCCGAGCCUGCAGAGGCAGCGCAGCGUCUCCCGCUGCAUCACAGACAGGGACCCCCUGCCUGACUCCUCCAGCGACAAGGACCCCGGGUCACCCAGGGCCAGCGACAGCACCCCACCAUCCCGGGGCGGCUCGUUCAGAGACAGAGGUCACAGUCAAGCGGGCGGACCGCGGCGGCCACUGCGCAGCGUCUCCGUGGCGCCUCCUCACCGAGUGUCGGACUGUCUUCGCCAUGGCAACAGCAGCGACGCCCGGGCGGUGAGGGCGGUGUGCCUGCUAAUGGGCGGCGCGGCCGCCUCCUCCGCCCUGGGCUACCUCAGCUCCUGUUCGCCGCCGUCUCCGCUGGCCGGCAGAGCGCCCGACGUGGCCCACGGCUCGGGGAGCUUUGCUGAGAUGUCGGCGGGGGGGUCCUUUCACGCCUGCGGCCAGGACGUGGACGCCGACACGCACUUCAACAGCUUCGACUUUGAGGCCGAUUCUGACUUUGACGCGUUUGACUGCGGAGGGUUCGCAUUUUAAAAGGACGUGCUCGUCUGUGGUGUUGCUGUCCCUUUAAGAAGCGAUCGCUAUUUUAGCACCCGUUUCCUUAUCAAUACGUACAUGAUGACGGUGUUCUUCCUGGCUCUGUGCCAUCGCUCCUCAGGUAAAUCAUUCAUGAUAUUGAUUAUUUAUUCUGUCUAGUGGCAAUAACGGCGAAACAUUUACUACUCCACUUAGAGUCAUCCUUGUAAUGACAACUAUACCUUCACGGGCGCACUUCCUGUUUUGGAAUAAUACAAGUGGUAAUUGGCGCCAUUUAGUGGUCUGUAAGCGUAACAACGUCCAUAGUGUUCUGCACAGCAAAUGCAUAUUGCUUGUUACUUUUUAUAUUGCACAUAAUUUGACUCUUUGGCUGUAAUGGAAAUUCUUCCCUUAUUAAAAAAAUAAAUCUAACCAAAAUCAUACUAUCAACAAUAUAAUACAUAGUUAAUUAAAAUAAUGAAUUUGAUGUAAAAACUUCGAUUGAAAUAUAAAAAAAAAACAGAAAUAAAGAAUGAGUACAGUUCAGGUAACCAUGUGCUUUUAUUACCAGUGCAUAUUUAUUCAAAAGAAAACAAUGUUGCCAUGGAGACAAAAAAGCCUUCAAUAUAUAUAUUUUUUAAACAAAGAUAUUUUUGACAACAAGCAGAGGAACAUCAGCUUUUCGCUUGGCGUCAAAAGUCAAGUAGAGGAUCGCCAAAAUGCUCUACUUGUUGUUACAGACAAUGACCACCAGAGGGAGGAAAAGGACAAUGCAGCGUUGCCUCCAAUAGAAACAACUGCAAGAUAGACUGCCAUCUAGUUCAAAGGCCAAUUUCCUCACUACAAAUGUAUUCGAAUUCUCUAUUUCCUGAGAUGUGUAUUUUGAACAAGCACCUCUUUGACCAAAACCAUUUUUUCCAGUUUUUUUUGUGUUUAUUCUGGCCACUAUGUAUACAUUGUUUACACAUGGAAUUGUUUUUUGUGCCAAAAUUAAAUAAAUCUAACAUCAAUUAAAUAAAUAUUUAAAAUGUAACUAAUAAUAAUAAAAUAUAUAUUUAAUAAUUUGUCUAUUGUUGAUUAAAAUGAUGCAAGAUGAUUAUAUUAAUUAAUGUAAUCAUCCAUUCAAUAAAUGAAUACAUUCAGUCAUUUCAGAUGACAUAUGCUGCUUAAGGGAUGAAUUGAGUCGCAUUUUAAUUCUUCUUCUUUUUUUUUUUUUUUUAAGAUUUUUAAAUUUAAUUUGAAUUUAUUUAAUAAUGGCACGUGUUGGGCUUCUGACUAGGGUUAGGGUUAUGGUAGCGUUGGGGGUAGGGUUAGGAAGAUUCGGGUGAGGAAGAAUAACCCUAACCUCUAACCCUAAUCUAACCCUGACCCUAUUUUAAAAAAGGUGACAUCGCCCUUCAAAUUUAAAUUGUGAUGCUUUGAAAAAAGCACAUCUAUUUAAAAAAAUAAAGUGUAAAAGCAGAGCUAGUGUAUAAAAUAAAAUAAAUUAGCUUUCCCCCCCACACACAUCCACGUUGUUCUUAAAUCCUAUAAAAAGAAAGAGUUAUUGACAAAAGAUCAUUGUGCUGCUUUAUUUGCAAUAAAUAUUCUAAUGUCAAGCAUGUGCCAGGUAUGUUUUUGAAAAGCACACUUUGAAUGAAAAGAGCUGCCGUUCACAUCUUGGAAACCUUCAGUGCUGCUCUCGCUCUCUUAGCACAAACACACGCAGUGAUCUAAUAUACACAAUAUACAUUCAUCUAUAUACAGUACGUACAGCAAAUCAAUGCACGUUUCUAUGCUUGCUUAGGCCAAAACAUUUCAUUUGCUGGAGAAGUGAGGAGGAGUUUAUUAUACUAGAAGCAGAAAAUAGCUGUGACAGAAGCUGUCAAGGACUUUAGGACCACGCUGGGAAAAAACACCCUAAAUAUUACCGGGAAAAUUCAUAAUUUUAAAAGAAAACAUUUGUUAUAGAAGAAGAUUUUAUGAUAAAACGGUAAUAUUACAGGGCACAAAAAAUCUGAAUGUUACAAGAAUGAUGUUGCAAUAUCACUAAACAAAACCCCAAAUUGAUGACAAACCGUGACAGACUUAAAAAAUAAAAAACUGUUGGGAAAAAUUUUGGGGAAUUUUCUGCUUAAAUAUAAGCUUAAAUAUAAGCAGAAAAUGUGUCAUUUUCCUAAAAUAAAUGUGUUAUAUUAUCAGAAAAAUAUUUGAUUUUAUGAGGGAAAAAAAGUAUGCCAUUGUAAGACAAAACAUUCAGAGUUUUACAAUAAUAAUAUCACAAAAUAAAACUCAUCAUUUGUGACAAACUUAGAAAAAAAAACAAAAAAAACCCCAACUAAAUAUUACCAGAAAAUUCAUACUUGAGAAAAAUGGUUAUCAUAGUAAAAGGCAAACAUUUCUGAAUUUUACAAGAAUAACGUUGCAAUAUCACAAAACAAAAGUUAUAAUUUAUGAGAAACUGCAACAAACUUUAAAUAAGUACAUAAAUAAAUAAUAUCAACAUUAUGAGAGUAAAAUCUUUUUUCCGGGAAUAAAGUGAUCAUAUUGCAAUGAUUUAAAAAAAUGAAAAUAAAUGUGUACUUGAAAAUUAAUUAAUUUUAAUUAAUUUUAAUUAAUUAAUUAUUAAAAUGUAUGUAAAAAAUAACAAAUUAAUGAAAACAACUGAAUAGUAUGAGUUGUUUUUGUUUUUUUAAAGUAAUUUAGUAUUAUUGAGACAAUACUGCAGUAAUAAUGGGCAUCAUAUUAGAAGACAAAAAAUUACCUAAUUUGACAUAAAGUCCUAAUUUGACAAAACAAAAUUUUAAUUUAUAAGAAUUACUUUGCGAUAUUACCAGAAAAUAAUAAUACAUUAGCAAAAAAAUGUAAUUUUCUGACAAUAAAGUUCUAAUGUGACAAAAAGGAAAUAAUCGACUUAGAA